CUUAUACAAUACCGUACGUUGGUCUCUUAUACAAGUCAAGGCCAGUUAUAUAAAGAAACAGUCUUCAAGUUUGGAUUCACCACUUUAAUUAUGAACUCUGAAUUAUUGGAUAGAUCAGCCUUAAAAGCAGCGGAUGACUAUUGCGAGUACAGACGGAUUGUCGGCGUUGAUGACAGAGGCGUACUGUUUACUCCUGAGCAAUAUGAGGAGUAUAAGAGGAAAAUGGUCCCACAGCGAGCGAAAAACAGACUGUAUGUGAGCUUUGGCGUACCAGGAGGUAUCGACUGCAAACUAGUUGGUCCAGAGACACCGUGCUUCUGUGCGCAUAGAUACAAGCUACAUAAGACAGACUUUGAGAUAAUUCCUUCUGAGAGACCUUUGCUCCUACCAUGCCGAAUGAAGGAAUGUCUUUGUUCUACCUAUGAGUAUCUUCCCCACAUCGGGACAAUACCCAUCCGCUGCCAGUGUAAACAUUUACCUGAGCAUCACAACGAAACUGACGGACAUUUGUGCAAAACGUGUGACUGUUCUGGGUUCAGGAGUCCGUACACGUGUGGGUGUGGCCAGCCCAGCUUUAAUCACCAGACCCUGGUUGAGACAAAGUCCGAGAGGGAGGCACGGGGUCGCCCGGUGGGCCAAGAUGUCCCUUAUGCUGCAAUGGGAGGUCUGACUGGUUUUAGCUCCUUGUUGGAUGGUUACAUUGCUUUGGAAGCCAGUGGGUCAAGUAAUGAGUCAAAUGAUGAUUGCCAAGAAAGAUGCACAGCAUCAAGGAUCAAACAAGCAUCUCCUGAAGCUUCCAGUUCCAUUUGUAAGAAGAAGACCAAAUAAAAGGGGAUGUCAUUGUUCCCAGCAUUACCUGUUCAUUGAAUACUAAUGGGAAAACAGUUGAGUUGCCAUUUCAAAUAAAUUCAGAGAAUGUGCUUAU
This is a messenger RNA of Phycodurus eques (leafy seadragon), 925 nucleotides long. RefSeq names its product family with sequence similarity 221 member A (gene fam221a). Lineage: Eukaryota; Metazoa; Chordata; Actinopteri; Syngnathiformes; Syngnathidae. The coding region runs from base 91 to 828 and encodes 245 amino acids. The record is from RefSeq and is a predicted model, not a curated record. The transcript is spliced from 6 exons.